UUUCUUUUCCUUUCCCCUUUUCGUUUCUGUUUUUUUGAGAUUUUUAUUUAAAUUUCGUUUCAGUUUCGUUUGAGUUCGAGUUCGAGUUCGAUUCGAUUCGAUUCGAUUUCGUUUUCUCUCAGGAAGGAACACGAGCGGUUGGGUUCAUCCCCCUCCUCGCCGUGUUCUUCGCUCCGCCGCCGGGCGCCGCCGGAUCGGUCGCCCCACCCCCCCCCCGCCCCCUCCCUCCCGAAGCUUCUCGAACCUUCCUCCCCCCUACCAGGAGCCGUCCCGAGGCGGCCUAGGGUUCCCGCGGGCGGCCGCGCGAUUUCUAGGGUUUUGGGUCCUUUGCUCGGGGCAUGGGCCCUGCGGUUCGGCGGCAGUGACGAGCGGCAAGCCACCUAGAGGAGGAGAUGAUUACGGAGAAGCCGAGCUGGAUUCGCCACGAGGGCCUGCAGAUCUUCUCUAUCGACAUCCAGCCGGGCGGCAUCCGCUUCGCCACCGGCGGCGGCGACCAGAAGAUUCGCAUAUGGAGCAUGAAAUCAGUGGCCAAAGACAAUGACAGUGAUGAUUCCAGCCAAAGGUUGCUGGCUACAAUUCGAGACCAUUUUGGAACAGUAAACUGUGUGAGAUGGGCCCAUCAUGGCCGCUAUCUUGCUUCAGGAUCGGACGAUCAAGUUAUCCAAAUUCAUGAAAGAAAAGCUGGCACUGGAACAUCUGAAUUUGGAAGUGGAGAACCUCCAGAUGUAGAAAACUGGAAGGUUGUUAUGACCUUAAGAGGGCAUACUGCCGAUGUGGUUGACCUUAAUUGGUCCCCUGAUGACUCGACAUUGGCUAGCGGCAGUUUGGAUAAUACUGUUCACAUAUGGAGCAUGGCCAAUGGCAUAUGCACUGCUGUCUUGCGAGGGCAUUCCAGUUUAGUUAAAGGCGUUACAUGGGAUCCUAUCGGUUCUUUCAUCGCAAGCCAAUCAGAUGACAAGACUGUUAUCAUAUGGCGUACGAGUGACUGGAGUCUUGCUCACAGGACAGAAGGCCAUUGGUCAAAAUCGCUUGGUUCGACAUUUUUUAGGCGACUUGCUUGGUCUCCCUGUGGCCACUUCAUAACCACAACUCAUGGUUUUCAGAAACCUAGGCACUCAGCCCCUGUGCUUGAACGGGGUGAAUGGUCAGCAACCUUUGAUUUUCUGGGGCAUAACGCACCUGUUGUAGUGGUUAAGUUUAACCACUCAAUGUUCCGUAAGCAUUUAUCUUCUGGCCAAGACGCAAAGGCUGCACCAGCUGGAUGGGCCAAUGGAGCAUCAAAAGCAUCAUCUAAAGAACAUCAACCAUAUAAUGUUAUUGCUAUUGGGAGUCAGGACCGAACUAUUACUGUCUGGACGACAGCGAGUGCCCGGCCAUUGUUUGUUGCCAAGCAUUUCUUCACUCAAAGUGUGGUUGAUUUAUCUUGGAGUCCUGAUGGCUAUUCACUUUUUGCCUGCUCUUUGGAUGGUUCAGUUGCUACCUUUCACUUUGAAGCAAAGGAGCUUGGAUACAGGUUAAGGGAUGCUGAACUGGAUGAAUUGAAGAAGAAUAGAUAUGGCGAUGUUAGAGGGAGGCAAUCAAAUAUAGCUGAAAGCCCUGCUCAGUUACUGCUAGAAGAAGCAUCGGCCAAACAAUCUGCAAGCAAAAAGGUUUCCAGUGUCCAGCAAUUUCAAUCACCCCCCAAAGUUUCUACAGAUGCACCUAACCCGUCUACAAGCGUUCCAAAUCAGAAAGCUCCUGAAGCUUUACCUGAAGAUGAGAAGAAAACUGCAGGUUCCACUGCUGAUGACAUAAAUAAAGCACCUCGUUUAUCUAGUCCAGUGAAACAAAGAGAAUACCGGCGUCCUGAUGGCCGGAAAAGGAUUAUUCCAGAGGCAGUUGGAUUUCCUUCCAACCAGGACAUGUCCAACCGUUCUCAGAAUCAAGGUGUGGAUUUUUCAUCCCUGGAUCAGCGAAUGAUCCUUGGAGAGAAUGGAACAAGACCAUCUUAUAGUGCUAGCGGUAACUGUAAUAAUUGUGGAGUUAGGGAACGCUCUGGCAUUACUGCAAGAACUAACAUUAGUGAGAGUCUUGUAAUCCAAAAAGCUUCAGCUGGUGCUGGCAGUGAUGGAAGGUUGAGCAUAGAACAGUCUGGAUCUGUAGUUCCAGGCUCAUUGGCCUCUUGCUCUUCACUUUCUAUCCAUGUAUUCAAUAAGAAAGACAAUGAGGAUUCUUUACCGGUCCGCCUUGAAGCAAAGCCUGUAGAACGUUCUGCAGGAGACAUGAUUGGGCUUGGUGGUGCUUUUUCAACAAAAGAAACUGAGAUUACAUGUACAAGAGGAACAGAAACUCUUUGGUCAGAUCGCAUCUCUGCCAAGGUGACUGUCUUGGCUGGUAAUGCGAAUUUCUGGGCAGUUGGCUGUGAAGAUGGUUGCCUGCAGGUUUACACAAAAUGUGGAAGGCGAGCAAUGCCAGCGAUGAUGAUGGGAUCAGCAGCUGUUUUUAUAGACUGUGAUGAGUGUUGGAAAUUGCUUCUUGUAACAAGGAGGGGUUUGAUGUACAUAUGGGACCUCUAUACCAGGACUUGCGUUUUGCAUGAUUCUUUGGCUUCUUUGGUAACAUCUCCAGAUGAGGCAGCUGGAAAAGAUACCGGUAAAUAUUUCAUAUGUAGUGUUAAUCUGAACUUUUGUGCAUCUAAAUUGAUGUUGACCAAAAUGGCUUGUUCUUGCAAGUUGAUCUUGCUUUGUUAUAUGACAGGUACAGUAAAGGUUAUAUCUGCUAAAUUUUCAAGAUGUGGCUCGCCCUUAGUUGUGCUUGCCAGUCGCCAUGCUUUUCUUUAUGACACCAGCCUGAAAUGCUGGCUAAGGAUAGCUGAUGAUUGCUUUCCAGCAUCAAAUUUUGCUAGCUCAUUUAGUUCUACUCAAGGUGGAGAGCUAGGCAAGUUGCAGAUCGAUAUAGGAAAAUUCAUGGCUAGAAAGCCUAUUUGGAGCAGGGUUACCGAUGAUGGGGUGCAGACACGCUCCCAUUUAGAGACCCAGCUGGCAGCUUCAUUGGCUUUGAAGUCUCCACAGGAAUAUCGCCAAUGCCUCUUAUCCUACAUAAGAUUUCUGGCAAGAGAGGCAGAUGAAUCUCGUCUACGUGAAGUUUGUGAGAGCUUUCUUGGUCCUCCGAUGGGCAUGGUUGACGCUGCAUCAUCUGCUGAUUUGAAAAAUCCAUCAUGGGAUCCUGAUGUUCUUGGAAUGAAGAAACACAAACUCCUAAGGGAAGAUAUACUACCUUCCAUGGCUACGAACCGCAAGGUCCAACGGCUGUUAAACGAAUUCAUGGACCUCCUUUCGGAGUACGAGGCUGCUGAGACAAACGUCGAGCAAAUGGACGUGACACCAACACCACCACCACCACCACCAGCAGCAGCAACAGAAGGCAACAAUAAUGGUGCCUCAUAGCAGUUGGGAUUGCUGGAGAAUUAUUACUGACACCCCCUUGGGUAAGCAUAGGACAAUCAAGUGCAUACAACAUAGAACUAUCAUGUGUUUUGAGAAUUGCCCAUGGUUGAUUAAAUUUAUGUAGCUGCUAGAGCCUUUGUGUUCAUCUUCUUCUUAAUAGCAAAGGGUGAGACCUCAGCCAAACAACCCGUUAGUUGUAACGCGAGCAGAGUGUAACAGUAGAAAGAAAGCGAGCGAGGGAGGCCUCCUGGUGAUCGAUUGUGUAACAGUAAAUCUGUAGAAGGUCAGACGAUUAACUUAAUGUCCUUUUUGCUUAUGGGUUCCAAAAGGCAAUGUUUUUGGGGUUUUUUUAUAGGGUUCUUUAA
Oryza sativa Japonica Group (Japanese rice) is the source of this 3790-nucleotide messenger RNA. RefSeq names its product protein HIRA-like. Gene Ontology annotation, molecular function: nucleosome binding; protein binding. Gene Ontology annotation, cellular component: HIR complex; nucleus; chromatin. NCBI's taxonomy places the organism in Eukaryota, Viridiplantae, Streptophyta, Magnoliopsida, Poales, Poaceae. Gene Ontology annotation, biological process: regulation of DNA-templated transcription; DNA-templated transcription; chromatin remodeling. The record is from RefSeq and is a predicted model, not a curated record.